AAUCUGUCACUAUAGCCUGCGCAUUCGCAUCCGGGCAUCCGGCAUCCCACCCCACCCACCUCCUUCCUCUUCCCGCCCGCUAAAACCCACGCCACCGCCGCGCGCCGCCGGCAGCGCAAGGGACGCACGAUGGCCAUGCAGGUGGUGCGCAACCUCGACCUGGAGCGGUACGCGGGGCGGUGGUACGAGAUCGCGUGCUUCCCGUCCCGGUUCCAGCCCAAGACGGGCACCAACACGCGCGCCACCUACACGCUGAACCCGGACGGCACUGUGAAGGUGGUGAACGAGACGUGGGCCGACGGGCGCCGCGGCCACAUCGAGGGCACGGCCUGGCGCGCCGACCCUGCCAGCGACGAGGCCAAGCUCAAGGUUCGCUUCUACGUGCCGCCCUUCCUCCCCCUCAUCCCCGUCACCGGCGACUACUGGGUGCUCCACAUCGACGCCGACUACCAGUACGCGCUCGUCGGGCAGCCCUCCAGGAACUACCUCUGGAUCCUUUGCAGGCAGCCUCACAUGGACGAGUCCGUGUACAAGGAACUGGUGGAGCGUGCCAAGGAGGAAGGGUACGACGUGUCGAAGCUCCGCAAGACGGCGCACCCUGACCCGCCGCCGGAGAGCGAGCAGAGCCCCAGGGACGGCGGGAUGUGGUGGGUCAAGUCCAUCUUUGGCAAGUAGCCUUGUGGUGGUGGGUGGCAGCGCGGGUGCUGCCGUGCCGAGCAGGCGAGCGCACGCAAGAGAUGCCUGUGACCGUCGGUUCCGCGUGUACAUUCAGCACUAGCUGGGGAUUAAGUUGGUUCGUUGUUGCUGUCGCGAUCUGCAAAUGGCGAAAAGUGUGCUUGUUUCUUGCCCGUCUGUAUUGUAUCGAACUUUGAGCGAAUGUUUCAGUUUGCUGCAUCAUUUGUUUGUCA
Zea mays is the source of this 908-nucleotide messenger RNA. RefSeq lists its product as uncharacterized. The transcript is spliced from 2 exons. The coding region runs from base 130 to 675 and encodes 181 amino acids. Gene Ontology annotation, cellular component: cytoplasm. Gene Ontology annotation, biological process: lipid metabolic process; response to reactive oxygen species. The record is from RefSeq and is marked provisional. NCBI's taxonomy places the organism in Eukaryota, Viridiplantae, Streptophyta, Magnoliopsida, Poales, Poaceae.